Molecule: messenger RNA, 240 nt
Organism: Echinostoma caproni
Lineage: Eukaryota; Metazoa; Platyhelminthes; Trematoda; Plagiorchiida; Echinostomatidae
Source: the annotation of a GenBank genome assembly
AUGAAGUCGGGAAACCGGUACCGUCCGCCAUUUGAUACGAUCCCAUCUGGCACUUUGGCCCACGUACGUUGUAAGCGUCUGGGCAAUCGUGUACUUAAGGACUCCGGCUCGGGUAUGGAAUCCAACUGGGAUCCACAUCCCAUCUGCAUCGCUGUUGCACUCAAUCUCUGCAGAAGCCAGCUUAGCCUCAGUCUCGCACAUUUGUUGCCGAAAGACGGCUUCUUUUACCUCAUAUUCUAA